Molecule: messenger RNA, 3933 nt
Organism: Cutaneotrichosporon cavernicola
Lineage: Eukaryota; Fungi; Basidiomycota; Tremellomycetes; Trichosporonales; Trichosporonaceae
Gene: BUD5
Exons: 4
Coding region: 1-3933 (1310 amino acids)
Biological process (GO): positive regulation of GTPase activity; Ras protein signal transduction
Cellular component (GO): plasma membrane
Molecular function (GO): guanyl-nucleotide exchange factor activity; protein binding
Source: RefSeq, a predicted model, not a curated record
AUGGUCCUCGGCAUCCUCCUCCGACUCGACCAUUGCAGCCGCGACGAACGGGAUGACGGGCAGGUUGUCGCCCUCGUCGACUUUGAUGGCACCAUGAUGGGCGGCCAGGCGAGCGCAAGCGGCUCGGACGCUCUUGUCUACCUCUCUUUUCGAGGGGGCCAGUACAUCCGUGUUAUCACCCGUGAUCCCAGUGGGUGGUGGGACGGCGAGUGCGACAGUCGCAGAGGUUGGUUUCCAAGCAACUAUGUCAAGCCGUUCGAGUGGGGCCAGGAAUCGCGACGCCAGUCACGCGGCGAGCCACCCCCUAGUCCCCGCCGCACUUCGCGCAGCGUAGCUAGCUCGUUCACCGAGAACAAGUCGCGCCAUACCUCGAUGCUCUCGUCGGCGUCAUACGCGUCAUACCAGUCCCAUGCCUCCCAGCAGUCGUACUCGACCAUCAACCACGCGUUGUCUCCUCUUUCUGAGGAGUAUAAUGCCCUCCUACAGCCGGCCAUCGCAGCACUCACCGCGUACCAGCGCGACAUUCGCGACCAACCCAACCAGAGUUCCGUUGCACACUAUGCACAGGCUGUACUGGCCAGCAUUCGCACAAUCUUGUCACGGACAGGCUGCGUCAAGAAGCACUCGGACCUUCUUCGGAACUCUAUGUUAAGCAGGGCGCGGUCUGCGACAUUACACGGCCUCACGCCAUUCGUGAACAGCGCCAAACGGCUACAGGCCGCCCAGCAGCCUUACCCCGAAGAGCUGAUCGAAGCGACGCUUGCAGAGGCGACGUCGCUCUUCGGCUCGAUCCGCAAGUUUGUCGCUGUGGCGAGUGAACUAGGGGUGCCCGUGGGUGACGAGGAAGACAGCAGCUCCGAGGCAGCGCUGCGGACCGCCUUCACUUCAUCGCGGAGAAUGCGUGUGACGUCGAACGGGCACUCUGGUGAUAGGAGCUCGACCUUUAGACUCAAGUCGGCGAGCACGAACGACCUGCGUGGUGCAGCGCGGCGGCAGGGCACGAACAGCCCACCACCACCAAUGCCCAUAAGCGCGUCGGCGCGUCCCAGCCCGGCCUUCUCGGCCGCCAUGGCCAUGUCGCCGGCUUCCUCUGGCCAGUCGUCCCCCGGUCUCAGCGGCUUCGGAGGCUCCUUGCGCGGCCAACGGCGAACCUCAUCAGCAACGCGACACGCACGAUCGACGUCCUUCGAGUUGCUCAUGUCUGCGACCAACUCUCCCGACUUCAGCACACCUGAUAUGUCGCAUAACACCCCGCCCACUCACAGCCGGCGGGAGGACGAGGUGGAGAACGCUGUGUACGCUUACACCAACAGGCAGGAGGUGCACGAAGCCGUCGCGGCUGCUGAGGACGGGCUGCUGUCCGUCAUAGCAAGUUUUAUUGGACACAUCCAUUCGCACCACAUCGACUCCCAUCCAUCGAGCCACGCAUAUCUGAUCGAGCUUACGCGCGAGACGGUCGACGGCGUGCGUGAGCUCCUGUCCAUCAUUGAGGGCGUCGGGCGGGGGGCCGGGGCCCUGGGUGUACGCCAGCGUGAGAUCGACGGCCUCAAGGUCGCACGUAACGAGCUGUUCGAUGCCGCGAGUCACCUCGUCGAGAGCGCCGAGAAGGUGGCAAAUGCCCCGUUCACCGAAUCCGGCAGUGACCAGUACGACGAGGAGAAGAGCAACUUGUUACAGCACACGACGUUGACACUACGGGCGGGGUCCGAGUGCGCGCGUGUCGUUCGAAGAACUGUCCCAGAUUCGGAGGACAGCUCGGACACAACUACGACGACGGCGGGAUACUCGUCGUCGUCGCGUGGGGGUUAUCAGGGCAUCGGGCUGGGUAUCCGUGGCGGCCCACAGUCGAUACAGGGCUUGCAGAGACGUGCCACGAGUCUCACUCAGUUGCACAAGCACUUCAACUCCGACGGUGUGCGUGUCACGACCGAGGGCUCGGUGCGGAGAAUCCAGAAUGAUGACGACCAAGAGAUUGUCGCCGACUCGGACACUGAUGGCGAGUACCUCGUCGACGCCAGCAACUUGCCGCCGCGCCACAGCUCGCGCCCGAUCUCGCAUCCUGCGGGCUCCGAGCACCAGCAGCAUCUGGCAAUGGAGGCAUCGCGCUCACGCUCUACGAGCAUGUCGUCGCCAUCCAAGGUCGGCUCUGUCUUCGCAAACGAGAUCGACUUGACAGACGACUUACCGGAGUCAUCGACCGUGUCGCGACCUCCGACGCUCACGUCGUUCUCGUCACAGUCACACACGUCCAUCUCACAACUCUCAACAACCUCUCCAUUCCCGCAGUCGAUGAGCUCCGGUGAGCUCCAUGCCGCGUCUCCCGCCCCGAACCAAUCGAUCAACGGCGAGUCGCCCGUCGUCGAUCCGUCCAUCGAGGGCCUCAAGCACGCAGCCAAGAACUUUACACCGCCAGCCGGUCCAGCUCCCGCACGGCCACCACCUCCGCCGGACUCGCCCGCGCUCUCGCUAGACGGUAAGAACGAGGAUGGCGACCUGCGCUUCUGGGUCGUCUCCCACGACUACGACCCGCGCGAAGUCGCGUUCAACUCGGACGGCUUGCUUGUCGGUGGUACGCUGCGCGUGCUCAUCGAGAAACUCACGCCUGUGGAUGGGCUCCCGGAUCGCAAUUUUGCUGAAGCGUUCUGGUUCACGUUCCGCCUGUUUUCGAACCCAACUGACGUCCUCGAGACGUUUAUCCAGCGAUUCAACAUUGCUGCGCCGCCAGUCGUGGCCGGCCUUGGAGAUGAGGCCCUGGCGAUGUGGGGUGAGAACAAGCAGAAGCCAGUGCGCUACCGCGUCAUCAUCUGCCUCAAGACGUGGCUCGAUCACUACUGGCGCCCUGGCACGGACGAGGCCGUGAUCGACCGCUUCGACGCUUUCCUCAACUCGGAGGUGAUGAAGGCAGUGCCUCUCGCUACCCGCGCGCAAGACUCGCUCCGCAAGCGCAUGGCUGCCAUGACGGAUAAGGACGGCGGGGACGGCGACUCGAAGAGCUCGCUGGGACACACAAGUGGCAAGUCUUUCGACCGCGGCCGCGCGCCACCCGGCAUUGUACUGUCGCAAAACCCGGUCGCGACGGUCAAGACGCCGAUCAUCAGCAAGACGCUCAUGGCGCAACUGAGCAAGAAUCCGCCACCCAACAUCCUCAUCACCGACUUCGACACGACGGAGUUGGCUCGUCAGCUGACGAUUAUGGAGAGCAAGCUCUUCAUGGCUGUCGCACCCGAAGACCUGUUGCAGACGGGCAAGAAGAGCGUGCCCGAGUUGAAGGCCCUCAGCACGCUCAGCAACCAGAUCACGGGUUGGGUGACGGACGUCAUCUUACACGAGCUCGACACGAAGCAUCGCGGAGCGCUGCUCAAAUUCUUCAUCAAGUUGGCAGACAAAUGCCUCUCGCUGAAUAACUUUUCGACACUGUUCGCCGUCUUAGCAGGCUUGAACAGCAGCACGAUUGGGCGCCUGAAGCAUACCUGGGCGGUGCUCAACCCCAAAUACCGUAUGGCCAUGGACCGACUACGUGCUGUCAUCGAGCACACUAAAAACCACGCUGCGUACCGCGCGCGUUUACGUGAGGUCACAGAGCCAUGCUUGCCGUUCCUCGGCUUGAUUUUGUCCGACAUUACGUUCACCCAGGACGGUAACCCGAACACACGGCCGAGCACGAUCUCGCCCGACAUCCAGCUCAUCAACCAGGACAAAUUUGCCAAGCUCGGCCGCAUUGCCGCCGACCUUAAGCGCUAUCAGGCGCCAUUCGAUUUCAAAGAGAUCGAGGUGGUACAGCGCUACCUCACACGCGUUCUAGCCGAGCGAGGGAGCGGCUCGCUUGACGCGCUGUACAGAAAGAGUCUGAUGCUUGAGCCCAGGCAGGGCUCGGAGCGGCUCAGCAGCGCCGUCGAGAAACCGGGGUGGCUCGGCGCGCGAUUGCAAGCAUGA